Limanda limanda (common dab) is the source of this 2208-nucleotide messenger RNA. Its product is annotated as adhesion G-protein coupled receptor G7-like. NCBI's taxonomy places the organism in Eukaryota, Metazoa, Chordata, Actinopteri, Pleuronectiformes, Pleuronectidae. The record is from RefSeq and is a predicted model, not a curated record. Gene Ontology annotation, biological process: cell surface receptor signaling pathway; G protein-coupled receptor signaling pathway. Gene Ontology annotation, cellular component: membrane. Gene Ontology annotation, molecular function: G protein-coupled receptor activity. The coding region runs from base 1 to 2208 and encodes 735 amino acids. The transcript is spliced from 16 exons.
AUGGACGUCUGUACUAGCUCCAGUACUGCAUCCUCUGCUGCGCCCACAACUAAUACUACAAGUACUAGCUCCAGUACUGCGUCCUCUGCUGCGCCCACACGCCCCCCUCCUGUGGAGUGUCUAAACGGUGGGCUGCUAUUGGACGGCGUUUGCCUCUGUGCUGACGGCUGGAGCGGAGACACGUGCUCUGAAGAAAAUUUCUGCAAAGCCAAGAAGCUAAAUGACUUCAAUUUUCCUCGCACACCUGUCGGCUGGUUCUCGUACUCUGAGGAACUCUGUCUGGAAGGAUCCGGUGCCGGUAAACCUAGGGCUACCACCAGAUGUUCCAACAACGGAUCACUGGGUUUCCAACCUCCUCAGUUUCUCCAGUGUAGCCUGACGCUCAGCGACAUUCUGCAAAAUAUCACCACUGUGGAAGAUUAUGAGAUGUUGGCGACCAGCGCUCAAAUUCUGACGUCCAAACCUGAAGAGCUGACGGCUGAAAACGUGACGACAGCCGCUGAGAUCACCAACGUGCUGCUGCUGUCCCCAAACAUCACAGAGAGUGCCAGGACAGCAGCAGUAGCCACAGUCAGUCAGCUGCUCAACGCCAGCGUCCUGGACGACACCGAGGAAAACAACGCCACUCUGAUCCUGACACAAACUCUGGAUGAGCUGUCUCUGAACCUCAGAUCUGACCCCAACACGUUCGAGUCUCAGGUGGUUCAACCCAACCUGGUGGUGCAGUCGGCUCAAGUGAGUGCUGCCGACUCUCAGGGAGUCCAGUUCACGUCGCUCACAGGAACAUCUGGCAGUUUUGUAUCUGACCGGAUUCAGCUGAACACCAACACGUCGACUGUUGUGGUGGAAAACGGGUUCGUAGCCGACGCCCUGAUCCACGUACAGUUCGCACCAGCUGCAGACAGAACUCCGGCGCAGUCCCGCGUGUCCCUGGGUUUCGUCCUCUACCAGAACAGCCGGUUCUUCAGAUCGUCGCUCUACAAGCCGCGUCACGCUACCGUCCGGGUUCUGUCGGCCAGCGUCCGAGGGCAGAAGCACAGAGUGGUGCCGCAGCGUGUGGAGAUGAUGUUCAGACCAACGUUGACGAGCGGGACGGCUCUGUACGACUUCGCCUGCGUCUCCUGGAACUACACCCUGAACGACUGGAGCACCGCCGGCUGCUCCAAAGGAAACGCUUCAGAUGGAGCCAUGCGAUGCAUCUGUAACCACACCACCAACUUCGCCACCCUCGAAGUGAUCAUAGACAUUUUCAAGUACGCUGAGGAUCUGGGAUUGACUUCAAUCAUUGGACUUUCAGUUUCAAUCCUGGGUUUGGUUUUGCUGAUCAUUUCUCUCAUUAAAAACAAAGUCUCUUCUGAGAGCGAGGACGACGAGUCUCCUGAGAGCCUCAGCGCCCUGCUGAGCCUCUGUGCCGGCCUGCUCUGCUUCAUCAUCACCUUCGUCACCGGAGCCGUUCAGUCCGACAAAGCGGACGACGAGCUGCCGGCCCAAACAGAGACCAACGUCAUUCCACCCACCGACAAACACGUGGAGCAGGAACGCAUCACUUGUACCACGGUGGCGUUUCUGCUUCACUUCUCCCUGCUGGCGACCUUCAUGUGGAUCAGCUUGUUCGGUCACCUGAUGAUGAAGCUGACGUUUGACAGCAAACCGCCUGACUACUGGCGUUACCUCAGCUUGGCUCUCGGAUGGGGACUCCCUCUCGUGGUCGGGGGGAUCACAAUGGGCAUCACCUAUACCUCGGCCAAUCCUCAGGGUUACAGACAAGAGGAAUUUUGUUGGCUCGCAGCUCUGGACAAGAACAAACACUUUGACUUUGGGAAACCGAUGUUCUGGGGUAUCAUACUUCCAGGAACUUUGAUCGUCAUCUACAAUUUUGUCAUUUUGAUUCUCAUCUCUCUGGAGAAUGGCAGGGAACUUCCCGGCCUGUCCAGCUCCAGUUUUCCUCUGGCAGCGCUGGUGGGUUUGUGUUGUUCUUUUGGAUACAUCGUCCUCAACAGCACAGGACGCAACCACACGGUCUUCAGUGUUUUACUCUGCAUCAGUGGGAUCACAAUGGGUGUUCUGUUUUUCAUCCUCUUCAUGGCCACGAUGCCGUCCUUCAGAAAAUCCAUCUCGAAAUCCGUCUCGGGCUUGGUCGUCUGGCUCUCCUCAAUCGAGAUGCCGCAUAUCAACAUCCGGAAGAUCCUCUGCUGCUCAAAGACAUAA